Messenger RNA from Schistocerca cancellata (South American locust), 3898 nucleotides. RefSeq names its product protein fem-1 homolog A (gene m-cup). The coding region runs from base 240 to 2228 and encodes 662 amino acids. Lineage: Eukaryota; Metazoa; Arthropoda; Insecta; Orthoptera; Acrididae. The transcript has 5 exons. Gene Ontology annotation, molecular function: protein binding. The record is from RefSeq and is a predicted model, not a curated record.
GCGUCUAGUCGUGAAGUGCGUCUGGUAGUGAGUAGUGCGAGUAGUUGUGGAGUUGUUGUUGUGUUGUACAGUGUGUUGCUUCCUAUUUGUGUAUUUUCCUGUCCAUCCUGUAGUGCGAAUACGAACCUAAGAAUCAUGCUGCCAGUCAUGUGCUAAAUUUAAAACUUGCAUGUGAUGGUGUCAGUUUUCAUGGUUGUGAUAGAGUAAAAAUAAUUGAGGUGAAAAUUAAGCCAUUUCUUAUGCUGAGCAGAAGUUUGGGAAAACGGUUGGAUAUGUGGUUCACAGGAAAGCUGGACCUGUCUAACCAAAAGGAUGCACUGUUCAAUGACCUUAUGCAAGAAUGUAAACAUGCAGCUCCAGGUGCUAGGUUGUCCUAUCAAUUAAGAACUAAACUGGAAAAGUUCAGUCGAGAAGAAAGAAAGGAAAUUGUGUGUCGUCUGAAAGAUGGUUGUGCGCCGUUGUUUAUUGCCUGCAAAAGGGGUCAUGUGGAAAUCGUCGAAUAUUUAAUAACAUUAUGUGACGCAGAUGUAGAACAAAAAGGACUCUAUGAAGUGCCUGAUGAUCACUCUGUUCACUGUGUGACUCCAUUGUGGUGUGCUGCUGUUACUGGUCGGCUUCCAGUAAUAAAGUGUUUGGUGGAACAUGGUGCUGAUAUCAAUGCUAUUUCUGAUUCUGGAUCAACUCCUGUACGUAGUGCCUGCUUCAUGACACAUCUGGAGAUAGUAUCAUAUUUGGUAGAACAUGGUGCAGAUAUACUAAGACCAAAUUAUAAUGGUGGUACUUGUCUUAUCAAUUCUGUUCAGAGCGUGCAGCUUUGUUUAUAUCUGUUGCAAAACGGCGCAUCUGUGAAUACGCGUGACAUUCAAAACAAAACGGCACUGCAUUAUGCCAUUCAGGAACAUCGUUUUGAGACCACGAAGUUGUUGCUAGAUCAUGGUGCGGAUCCACAUGCUAGAAGUAGAUACAAUGAUGAUGCGCUCCAGACAGCGUGUUUAAAGGGAGCUGUCCAAAUUUUCGAUUAUUUGAUAUACCGUGUAAAGUAUGAUCCUGAAGCGUUAGCAAAUGCUCACGAGCUAAUGGGGUCAACAUUUCUUGAUGAACAUAACGAUACAUCCACAGCUCUGAAGCAUUGGCGAAUUGCUACGAGAAUUCGCUUUACUCACGGAGUCGAUGGUGAACCUCUUCCAAAGCGUCCUCUCAUGCCUCCACGAGCAGCCUUCCGAUACGCCACAGAAUUCAGAACGUUCGAAGAUCUUAUGAAUAUAUCCUUUGAUCUGGAUGCAAUGCGGUACCAGAGUUUGCUGAUAUGCGAACGAAUCUUAGGACCUCAUCAUAAAGAUACAUUGUUUAGGUUGAUGUAUCGGGGUGCAGCGUAUGCCGAUGCACUGAGAUAUCAGUGUUGUAUAGACCUGUGGCGACGUGCUUUGGAAAUAAGAGUGGAGAAAGACACCAUUUUGUAUAACGAUACUUGCUUCACUGCACAAGCCCUUGUUCGCCUGUUUGUUGACUUGAAUGAGAAGAAUCUUGAAGUGCUUGGUGCUGGACAGCCAGAAGGAGAACCUCGCUUUGAAGAUGUGGCUGCUGUAUUUCAGUUGCUUGGUCGUGAACUUCCAGAUAUGAGGAAACUGCUUGAGGUGCGACCAAUUCAAAAACGGCAACAAGAAAGUUUUGACCGAAUACUAAAAUGCAUCACUCACCUGAUUUAUCUGCUUGUGGAAACUGCACGUUCACCUGACGAGCGCAAACAUGUUGCUCAUAUGGUGGAGGAAUUAAUUCAGUCAAAUCCCCGAUCAGCUUCAACUGGUGACACAUUGCUUCACUUGUGUGUUUCAAGGCUGAAUACAAUAAAAAGUUCCUAUUUUCAAGACGACAACCAGAUGAUAUUUCCUAAUAUGGAAGUUAUACGACUUCUUCUUGAUUGUGGUGCACCAGUGAAUGCAAGAAAUGAAUCACGAUCAACACCACUUCAUGUAGCAGCAAAUCCGUAUAAUUUCUACAGCCCACUUGUACAGCUUCUGUUGGACCAUGGAGCACAUUUGGACACACCAAAUAGAGCUGGUGAUUCUCCUGCUGUUUUUGUGGCUGUGAAUCCUCUGAACAACGUUCAUUUGGUGAACUAUAUCACAUUGCGUUGUAUGGCAGCUACAGCUGUUGCAAAGUACAAAAUUCCUUACAAAGGACAGAUACCAGUCACUCUGGUUGACUUCGUUCGAUUUCAUGAACCUUGAAAUGAUUUACAUAGGCAUGGUUUACCUAGAAACUUGAAAUUUCUCAGAUGCAGUGCUUUCACUUAAGAGCAGUUGCUUUGCAGAUUGUGUGUGUGUGUGUGUGUGUGUGUGUGUGUGUGUGUGUGUGUGUGUGUGUGUUUUAAUUGGAUUAUGUUAGUGUGGUGCUAAUGUCACCUGACUUACAAAGGCUAGUAAUGGCUAAUGGCUCACAUUGUGUUUCCAAUAUGACACUGUGCAUUAAUCUUCAUGCUUAGUUUCUAGUUAAAGUGAUGGUCUGAGCUUUCAGUUAUUGCUGUUAGCAAACAGCCUUAUUAUCAGAAACAAAAGUUGUAAAAUUUAGUGUGGUAAGGGUUAUUAACCCAAGACUUCUAUGUGAUAUGCCAAUUUUCAGGUUUCUUUUAUUAGGUAGAGUGGUCUGCACAGCUGUUAACAUGAGGGUGUCCUAGUAUGUAGGUACUGAAUCUAAGUGCAGUACAUGUGCCAUUUGCUCAUGACUACCACUCUGUGCACAGUAAAACCACAUUCUUCAUAUUGAAUAAGUGUGGUUUUAUAUACUGUACAUAUAUGCUAGUAUUUAGUCACAGGACAGAAACUUAUUAAAUAAGUUUUUUGAAAGAUUGAAUCAGAGCUGCAAUACUCAAUGUAAAGCUGGUAAUUUUGAAAAGAACACGAGUGUGAACAGUGUCAUUUCUGGUACUGUUGGCUGUCUUGUCAGUGUAUCAAUUUUCUGGUUUGGAGAUUUGGUUACAAACAUUUAGCAAUUAAUUAUUAUGAAAAUAUGAAUAUACAUGGUUUUUUUAUUUUGUUUGAAUGAGGCAUUGUUCCUACUCACCAUUAAUAUUUCAGGAACUGGUAAAAAUGAAAUACAUUAUGCAUGUACCUGAAAAGCUAACUAUUUUGUAGAAAUUGAUGAAUGAAAUAAUUUGUGAAUUUCACAAGUUGAAUUUUUUAAUCUGUCAUUCGCUCGUUUACCAGAGUACUGUUGUUUUUACGUGUCUACCAAUAUAGCAGAAUGUUAAUUUGUUAUUCAGUUACAUUCUUUCAGAAAAUGUUUCAUUUUGAUCACUGAUGAGUUACGGUCUUCUAGGUCACAUAUAAAUGUAAUAUUGCAGAUAGACAGAUAGUGAGAUUUGCUUUAUUUGGAAGCAGUACUUGCCUAUAUAAUAUUAUAUGCUUUUGCAUUUUCACUUGUGUGUUAAGUUGUUUAAUUUAAUUUGAUUUAAUCUUGAAUGAUUUAUUGUUUGUGGUUAGUUCAGUGAUAUUACGAGUAACAAUGUGAUGUUUAUGUGUCUACUUGUUUUCUUUUACCGUUUUUUUUUUAUCUCGGCCUUUCUUGCCUCCUGUCCAUGCCCAUGACUCUGGCAUAUUUUAGUAUAAAGUAGAGGUUUUCACAGUAAACAUAUAUUUACUGAGUGGAAACAGUAAUUAGUGGAGAUGUGUAUAAUUUUUGCAUUGUGUUCUCUAGGAAUCUGAAUUACUGUGCAACAUCAAUAAAUUACACAAAGCAGUUGUGGUGUAUCCUUAAGCCCUGAUGGACCUAGGCAAACAGUAUUAGCAAUUGAAUGUGUUAUUUGAAGGCAGAGUAGAGAUAUGCAGCUAGAAACACAAAAGAAAUGUAAUAAUUGAAAAGUUAUUUGCAGUAACUAAAUACAGCUAAUUAUUUGGUUUCA